Molecule: messenger RNA, 1734 nt
Organism: Haemonchus placei
Lineage: Eukaryota; Metazoa; Nematoda; Chromadorea; Rhabditida; Trichostrongylidae
Source: the annotation of a GenBank genome assembly
AUGAAGAUUGCUGUCAUCAGGCCACCUUCUCACCGUCGAAGAUGUGAUGAACUCUUUCCUGACGGUUUUAAUGACGAAGAGGACUUCACUGUAGACGAUGUAGAUCGUAUCGAGGAACAUAUCUCAAGGUACCUAGCCGCGGUUCAUCUCUCCAGAGGUGAGUUCCGAGAGGCGGAACGCAGGCUCAUUUAUGCGAAGUCGAUGGAGAGCAAGGAUUUGUUGAUUAAGGUUUAUCAAAAGUGGGUGAAGGAUGGCCGUCUCAACGAACAAGAACGAGACAACUUGUUGAACAUAGUGCAAGAAUUAGAGCAAACUUCACUUUGCGACGCUGACGAGUCGUUCUUCUCUGUUAAGAGCGACCUUUCGGAUCAUACGCUAUCUAAUGGCUCACUAGGGAGAAAUAGCGCUUCAAGUGACGGCCGCCAGGCCUUUGGCAACACUUUUGAUGGAAGGAAAGUUGAAGAAUCAGAACAUACGGGAAAUCUCACCAUCGAUAAGCAAGAAAAGUUUCGCAGUGCUUCUUCAAUGACAACUAGUCGUUCAGUAACCGUUGCUAUACCUGAGGAGCGAGAGAUAUCUAAGGAAGAACCACUUCCUGAUAUCGGAGAUGGAACAACGUCAGUAGUGCGAAAACCUACGUAUGAGAUGUCUAUUAGUGCGGUCAGUUCGAUCUCUGUUAUACCCAGCCAAGCAACCACUUCGACGCCAGCCACCGCUACCGUCUCCAACCUACCACCUAUUGUGGCCAAUUCGCCUUUCGGAAAAUUCAUAACAAGUAAGGAGGCAGCAGCAUCGUAUUGGAAAUCGGGAAAACCACCCAAACCAGUGUUUGGGACGGUACCACCGUGUAUCAGUUCUUCGCAGCAAAAACCUGAACAAGGGAAUGCUGCGAAUAUGUCUCCAGUUCUUAACACAUGUUCUUCUUUGAAAGGCACCGCACAACCCCCAGCAACAGGCUCCAUUUGCUCUGGAACUUCAGGAACUGUUCACUCGCCAUUUUCCUCCGAAAGAUCUCAGAAAAAUAUUGCCGGAAGCCAGGGUCAAGUGCCUAUCUCACGGUCUUCUUCGAAUGUUGCAUCAAAUAAUUUCAUGCAACCCCAUCCCGAUGUCUGCGCUUUGGAAGAAGAGUUUCUUGAUGACGAUGAGAGCUUUUGCAAUAGUCUUAUCAUUGAACUGUGCAAAAAACAAUUAGAGAGGAGUCCAAGAAAAAUUCAAUCGACCAACUUUGCUGACCUCGGUGCUUUGCAAGAGAGAAUGGCUCAAAUCGCAAUACAGAUGCAGAAUACGGAGAACCAACCGCGUACGAGCAUGAUAACGCUGCCAUUGCCUCCGUCACCAUCUAUAGCGAGGACUGCACCAACUGAAGCACAAAUACUUAGCGAGCAACAACAAGAGUGUUUAAUAGAGCUGGAACAGAAGGUUGCCCAGCUAAUGCGUCCAACGGUGCAACCAACUAAAAAUACGGUAUUUUUCAUGGCUGGCGACGAUCCAGUUUCAGUUUCUCGAGGUUCUACUUCAGGAGUAGUAUCAUCGAGAUCGCCUUCACAUCCGGAUCGGCUUGGUUGGGAUCAUUUCGGGGAUCCAUUGAAAAGAAUGGAACAACUAGCCCGUCAUCCUGACACUAAUGGCGUUUGUUUUGGGUGUUUGGACGAUGAUGGUCAGGAUCAUGUUAUAAAGGCUUUAGAUCGAUUAGCUUACGAGUGGAAUAAUGCAAGUGAUUCCGAUGACGAAUAG